Maylandia zebra (zebra mbuna) is the source of this 2363-nucleotide messenger RNA. RefSeq names its product sphingomyelin synthase 2b (gene sgms2b). Gene Ontology annotation, molecular function: ceramide cholinephosphotransferase activity; sphingomyelin synthase activity. Gene Ontology annotation, cellular component: Golgi membrane; plasma membrane; endoplasmic reticulum membrane. The record is from RefSeq and is a predicted model, not a curated record. Gene Ontology annotation, biological process: ceramide biosynthetic process; sphingomyelin biosynthetic process. NCBI's taxonomy places the organism in Eukaryota, Metazoa, Chordata, Actinopteri, Cichliformes, Cichlidae.
GAGGCGGGGCGCAGUUUCUCACCAGCACAGAGAGGCUCGUGCAGAUGAACCUUGGUGUCACUUAACCAGGAGACGGAAGAGGAGGAACAGGAGGAGGUGAAAAAGUGGAAGGAAAGGUGACAAAAAGUUUAUGCCGGUCACCUGCUUUCUCUGUGACGUCACUGCAAAUACUGAAGAUCGCUGCUCUGUCGUUAAUACCAAAUGGUUUGCAGACCAAGGAGCUCAAUCGCUGCUGACAGUCGGACUUCUUCAUUAUUGACACAGAAGCUCACUCUUGUGAGUGAUCAAAGAACUCAUUAAACUUUUUCACAUAAAUCAGAGAACUUAUUUGCCAAAGACUUCAAUGGCAGCAUCAGAACUGAUCCAGGAAGAUGAUAAAAACUGCAUAGAGGUGAUUUCGACAGAUCCGCCUUCACCUCCUCAGUCUACGAAGGUGCCCAACCAUACUCACCACAUCUCCCGGACACCUCAUUCUGAGGAUGUUCUCGAUGGUGACGGCAAAGGCAGGCGCAGAAAAAUUACUGAAGUGCUGAAAGAGAACCAGCUGAUAAACUCGCUGUGCAACAAGAUACAGCAACGCUGCAACUACGACAAGAUCACCAAGGAGUCUGACGACCCUCUCCCUAAAGAGUGGUGGAAAACGGGCGUGUCCUUUAUCUACGCCUUCUUCGCCCUCGUCUUCAACGCUGUCAUAAUCGUUAUCAUCCAUGAACGGGUGCCUGACAAAUCUGUGAUUCCGCCGCUUCCUGACAAGUUCUUCGACUACAUUGACAGAGUGCCCUGGGCCUUCAAAGCAACAGAGGCCUGUGGCUUGACUCUCUGUGGAUUGUGGCUCGUCCAGUGGCUGGCACUUAAACACAGAGCGAUCGUGGCUCGGCGGUGCUUCUUCAUGAUUGCAACGCUCUACCUGUAUCGCUGCAUCACCAUGUACAUCACCACCCUGCCGGUACCUGGAAAACACUUAGAGUGCGCUCCAAAGCUCUACGACAAUGUGACGGAGAAAAUGUGGCGGAUUAUCCGGAUGGUCUCAGGAGGAGGUUUGAAUGUGACCGGCUCUCACAUCUUGUGUGGAGACUAUUUGUACAGCGGUCACACCAUCAUGCUGAGGCUGUCCUACCUCUUCAUCAAGGAGUACUGCCCGCCCAGGUUCUGGUGGUAUCGUUGGUUCUGCUUUUUCCUGAGCAUAUUUGGACUCAUCUGCAUCCUCCUCGGCCAUGAACACUACAGCAUCGAUGUGGUGGUUGCAUACUUUGUCGUCAACUGGACCUUCCGGUGGUACUACGCCAUGCUGGAAUCACAUGUACACAAUCAGGAACCCAACAAGUACCUGACUAGAACCUGGUGGAACCGGAUCUUCAAAUUCCUGGAAGGGAACGUCAAGGCUACUGUUCCCGUUGAGUUUGGGUGGCCAGUGCCCAUCCCUACUACCUCAUGCAGACGGAGAUACAGUAUAGUGGACAGGUAUGAUAGUUAAGUGAGGACAAAGAGGAGGGGAGAUAAGUCACCUGAUGACAGCAGCAUCUGUCCUCCCUGACUCCUGAAGAGGACGGAUGGACAGAGGUGGACAUGAGACUCUACCUUCAGGUUAUUUAUUGGAAUCAGCAUUUUUUGUACUGAGGACUCACAGGAGGAAGAGACGGUGCGUUUACAUUAUUAGCUCUUGCUCUUUAUCAGAAACAACAUUUUUAAUGUCUUCAGCAUCCAUGACGUAAACCUGCCAACAAGAAAAGACACUAUUUUUUUGUAAGCUAGUCUGAGAGUGGUGCCAAAGCUAAACUUCUAAGCUGUGUUGUAUUUUUCAGUCUGGAUUGUUGCUAACUGUGUUAAUUAUAUCUUUGGGAUAUACUUAAGGAAAAUGAAGCUGCACAUACAAAUGGUAAAAAAAGACUAAAUCUAAACUAGCCGUGUUGUUGUUUCUGGAUGUGCAACCUAACACAAAAUAAACUAAACCCUUAAGUAUUACAGUUCCUUCUGGCUGUGGUGGUUUAAAGUGGUUUGACUUCAAAUUCUCAGUGCUAGCUCCAGGUGGGUCCUCAUCAGUGUCAAUUAAUUUGUUUUUGUAGCUUUAUGUUCUUGAUUGUUGUUGUUGUUGUUUAAGUUAUAUUUUCAAGUCUUAAUGUUAAGUGUUAAGGCACUGAGUUAAUGGUGGGUGUUUUUUGUUUUUUAAAUGCCAUAUCAAUCAGUGAAAGAAAACCUUACUGCAAACUUUGAUUCUACCUAAUGUACCUAGCAUUAAUAAUGAAGGUCGUUGUGCCAGAAAGCUCCACAGUUUUAUAAACAUGUUUCUUCACAUUUUUCCAAUGUUGACUUGAACACACUGCCACAAUCACACGUUUGCUUUGAUAAUAAAAGACUUAAUUUGA